Prorocentrum cordatum is the source of this 1336-nucleotide messenger RNA. The record is from the annotation of a GenBank genome assembly. Lineage: Eukaryota; Dinophyceae; Prorocentrales; Prorocentraceae.
GGCCCUCGCGGGCCUCGCCCGGCCGGGCGGGUCCCCAGAGGGCGCCGGCGGCGAGGGCGGGGAGGCUGGCACCGUCGGCGCCGUCGGCACCCGCGCCGCGCGGAGCGAGGACCGAGCGGCGCGGAGGAUCGGCCUUGCGGCCGGGCACAAGGUCUUCCAGAGGCUGAGCAGGGAGGCUCGCGCCGCCAAGCUCGCGGCGUCCUACUCCACGGUGCCCUCCUCGCACUCGCGGUCCGAUGGCGACACAGCCGAAGCUGGGACGGCCCCCGCGCGCAGCGGCAGCGGGGCCCUGCGCAAGAUGUCGCUCUCCCCACCGGUCUCCGCGCGCUCCCCGGGCGGCGCGGACUACCCCCUGCUCCCCCAGCGCAGCUCGAGCGGGCUCUGCCUGGGCAGCGCGGACUACGCCCUGAACCCUCUGACCCCCUCGGGCGGGCUGUCUCUGGUGCCCGAGCGCAGCUCGAGCGGGCUCGUGACCUCCGCGAGCUUCGCCUCCGACGAGCCGCAGACGACGCCGCGCGGGCCCCCGCAGGACCGCGGCGGCGUCGGGGAGGUCAAGAGGAUAUACCCUGGGAACGGCGUCAACGACCAGAAGAGGUUCAACCACUGGCUGUACCACAGCGUGGAGCGGCUGGUGGGCCUACACCGUGACGUCGUCAUGUGCUACCACGUCGGCGCCGUCCACGUCAUCAGCGUGUCCGAGUACUCGGAGUCCAGCCUGUGCGCGCAGCAGGCGCGCAUCCGCCCGUUCACUCUCCGCGAGAGAGGGGAGGGCCACGGAGACGUGCUCUGCGGCUUCGACCCCAGGAGGUUCAGCUGGGAGUUCAACGGCUUCGCCGAGGGGCUGCUGGUGGUGUCUUGCCUGGAGCUCUCCCAGGAUGCGGCGCUGGCCUCGCCGACGAGCUCGGCGUCCGGGACCCACCAGCAGGGCCUGAUGCACGCGGUCAGCGCCGUGUCGCUGCGGCUGCUCCCGGCGACGGCCGCCGCCUCCGCGUGGGCCCGGCCUGCCUCGCCCGUUGGGCGCCGCUGCGACGCCGGCUUCUACUCGCACCUGCGGCUGGGCUGCGCGAGGUCGGACGCGCUCACCGUCGACGUCACCAUCUUGCCCCGCAGCGCCCUGCCCAAGCGUCAGGACGGCACUGUGGCGGCCCCUUUCAGCUGGGUCCACGCGGAAGCUGCGCAGUGCAGGGCAGAGUUGGACGAGCUGGAGAACGUGCCGAUAGAGUUGGAGGCCCCUGCGACCCAUGCUGCCUCACCAGAUCCGUCGCAGCAGGCCUCAGCGGGCACGGGGAGCCGACGGCGCAGUGGCCGCAGUCCAGGGUGCAGCCUGUCGCUUUAG